AAUUGAAAAUACUGUGGAAACAAAGACAAAGACAUUUUUUUUAAAAAAUGGCUGGUGCUAUUGUUUCGCGUGUAUUCGUCCAAUCAGUGAACACUAAUGUCACUGGUAGUUCCUAUAGUGCUGGUCUAGACCCGACUCUGAAGUACCAGCUAAAUUAGUUCCUCCAAAAGAGUUCCUAGAACUGAAAUCGUUCCUAGUUCCUGUUCGCCAAUAGUUUUAGGAACUAUGAAAAGGUUCCGGUGCGAAAGCCCCUAUAGAUGCAUUAAGAUGGACUGUUUUAUUGCUUUAAAUAAUCCCAAACCUGUUCUGAUAUCCUGUGUUGUGUUCUUAGAUGCCCAGGCCGGCACCUUUUAUUUUGUAGGUGUUACGAUGGGUGUUUGUCAGCUUCUGUCUUUGUUAGAACUGUUUCACAUAGCAGACGGUUUUGAGGAGUGCAGACUUUUCCCUCGCUUUAUGCAGGUAAUGGAGAGAAAUGUCCUUCUGUUUCUCCUCAUCAGUCUGGAAGAGUUUCAGAGUAAACCAAUCGUGUGUGUGCAGUUUUAUCUGUGGAAUAUACUGGGCCUUCUAAGGAUCCAGUUUCACAGCACUACUCUUGCUGAAGGAAAGGAAGGAGAUUCUGGGCAGCUGGAUUAAGAAACCGAAGGAAAACUAACCCAGACAAGAACAAGAUAUCAGUACUGGCUCAUUCACCAAAGCGAAAUAUUCUAACCAUGGGAGUAUUAUGUUGGCGGGGGAGUGCAUUCCUUAAAUUAAUUUUUAACUAGAAAAAAAUAACAAAAACAAUAUAAUUAAAAAAAC
Molecule: messenger RNA, 798 nt
Organism: Pimephales promelas (fathead minnow)
Lineage: Eukaryota; Metazoa; Chordata; Actinopteri; Cypriniformes; Leuciscidae
Product: very-long-chain (3R)-3-hydroxyacyl-CoA dehydratase 4
Biological process (GO): very long-chain fatty acid biosynthetic process; fatty acid elongation; sphingolipid biosynthetic process
Cellular component (GO): endoplasmic reticulum membrane
Molecular function (GO): 3-hydroxyacyl-CoA dehydratase activity
Source: RefSeq, a predicted model, not a curated record